AUGCGCCUCUUCAUUGCUUCUUUUCUAGCAUUGCUGGCCAGCACAGCUGCUAAUGUUGUCGAUGACCGCUGUCAUGACUCGACGUCUCACGGUACCAUCGCCUUUUUCAGCAGUGCGCCGAUGACUUUCAGCUACAACAUCACUGAUACCACGGCCUGUGCUUCGAAAUGCCAGAUCCUGAGCGGGUGUAGAGCUUGGUUGUUUAACAAGGGUGGUCGUUGCGAGCUGUUUCGUGACUCAGCUGUGACUACUACAUCGAACCCGAAUUUUAUCUACGGAGGCUGUGGAAUUGAUAUCCAGUCAUUUGUUCCUGCCGUACCAUCACCGACUCUCUCCCAUCAUCUACAUUCCGCGGACACAAAUUCCCCUUCUGCUAGUCCGAGCACCGUCAAUGGUCAUCUGAAAAGACACCUGAAACGCAGCCAUAGGCGCGCUUAUUGA
Penicillium nucicola is the source of this 441-nucleotide messenger RNA. RefSeq lists its product as uncharacterized. Bases 1 to 441 code for a protein of 146 amino acids. The transcript is spliced from 2 exons. Lineage: Eukaryota; Fungi; Ascomycota; Eurotiomycetes; Eurotiales; Aspergillaceae. The record is from RefSeq and is a predicted model, not a curated record.